This is a messenger RNA of Monosiga brevicollis MX1, 3478 nucleotides long. RefSeq lists its product as uncharacterized. NCBI's taxonomy places the organism in Eukaryota, Choanoflagellata, Craspedida, Salpingoecidae. Gene Ontology annotation, molecular function: protein binding; structural constituent of ribosome. The record is from RefSeq and is a predicted model, not a curated record. Gene Ontology annotation, cellular component: ribosome; cytosolic large ribosomal subunit. The transcript is spliced from 6 exons. Bases 1 to 3120 code for a protein of 1039 amino acids. Gene Ontology annotation, biological process: translation; protein homooligomerization.
AUGAGCAGUGGCGGCGGCGGCGGCGGUGGCUCACCACCCAGCAAGCGGUGUGCCCUCAAACCGGUCGCGCAACUCAUUGGCACCAGCUCCUCCGCGACCGACGAGUCCUCCGCCAGCGUUCCUAUGGCUAGCACGAACCCCGCGCCGUCUGCAGACACGCCGCGCGACUGUCAUCCAGGAUUGGCCACUCACGAGCUAGCCUCGUCCCAGGAAGCUGCUCGUGUCACCUCCCCUCCCCAGCUACCCAAGCCCGUACCCAAGCCGGGGCCCAAACCGAUGCCCAAGACCGUUGCAGCAACGACUGCCAACAGCUCGGCGUCCCGCUCCCAAAGUCUGCUGCGCGCUCACAUUCCUCCCCCACUACAGACACAACUCGGUCAGCGUCCUCCGACCCCUGUGGACCGCUCCUCCAAUACCAGCAGCUCAGCCAGCAGCUCGGCCCAAUCACCCACCCUCAACGGUGACGUACGCGGUGAUAUUGCCGCCCUCGCCGCCUCCUCGGCCGCCACCACCGCUGCCAACCUGACCACUUCCAUCAUUAACAACUUUCGGCAAGAGAUGCAACAGCUGCUCUUCCGCAUGCAGCACCAGCAACAACACCCUCUGCCGCCGCAACAACAGGCCCAGCAGACGUCGCAGCCACAGCAGCAAUCACACUCGCAACAACAGCCCCAGCAGCAGCAGCCCCAGCAGCAGCAACAACAGCAACAACAACAACCAUCACAACAGCAGUCGCAGCAGCAGCAAUCGCAAUCGCAGUUGCAGCCACAGCCACAGCCACAUUCACAGCCACAGCAGCAGCAACAGCAACAGCUCCCACUCCUGCAUUUGCCUCCGCAUGCCCAACCUUUUGUGUCCGGCGCUCCCUCUGUCUCACUCGGGCCUACUGCUUCAAGCAUCGGGCCCAGUUCAUGUGCGCCCACAAACAACAUACUUGGCAAUCCUUUUAUGCCGCACCACAAUCACUUUCCCACUGCCAAUGCGCAGUCUGACAUUGCCGCUCUUUCCCGGCGACACACACUGGCCGGCCAGCCUCAACUCGUGCAUCCCGCAUUCAACGCCAUCGAGGUGAAUGUUGGCGGUGAAAUCUUUACCACCUCACGAAACACGCUCUGCCGUGUUCCUGGAAGCUUCCUCGCCAAGCUCUUUUCUGGACGUUCCCAGGCAACGCUCGAUCAUGAAGGUCGCAUCUUCAUCGAUAGAUCGCCGACGCAGUUUCGGGCCAUUCUUGAGGCCCUCCGUGAACCUGCCGCUAUUAGCCUGCUCGACCUCACUUGCCCCGUUACCUGUCGUGAACUUGAAUUUUACGGGCUGCUUCAAACCUUUGCGACCCCUCAACUUGGCGGGCCACCGGCCUUGAUGGCUUCCCCCCACGCCUCGGCCUCACGCUCCAGCACACCGCUGGCCGCGCCUCCCAGCGCCAGCGUUAGUAAGGCGCUGGGCGAUCCCGCCCAGCUGGACUCGACUCACCCGCGGCAUACCACCGAGUCAACUUCCGCGGCUGCUGAACCGGGCAGCCCGACCCUGUCGCGACCGCUUGCCCUCGAACAGCAACCGGCUCUCGCAGCCCCACCAGCCAAAACCAUCUCCCCCCUGGCCAUGGGCGAGGACGAGCCACCGGGCACCCCCAGCCUUCUGGCCGUGGGUGGCUUAAACGAAGGCGUACCGUACAAAUAUUUGCGUGUGGCUGAACGCUACGACGCGGCCACGGAUACGUGGCAUCGCAUUUCCGACAUGUUCUGGGACCGUGCCCUCAGCGGCGUGGCCAGCACUGGCAGCAACCUCUACGUUUUGGGCGGGCGCAACGACAAUUUGGACGGCAUUGUUGGCAACUUUAACGCACCCUCUGGCCAAUGGCAGGAAGCGCGCUACGCCAUUCUAUUUCAACAACUGGUCGUUGCCGGGGGUUGUCGCCAGCGCCCGCGGGCCGGUCGGCCCGAGGUGGUGACUGCGACAGUCAUGAGCUACCCUCUCGAGGCUGAUGGUCGCCUGGGCGCCACUGACACGCCUCAACGCCGACAAUGGCUGGCAUUGCCCUCCCUGGGCACCCCGCGGGGUCGCCACGGAUGUGUGGCUGAUCAAGGCCAUAUUUUCGUCCUGGGCGGCGUCGACGUGCAGGGACAUCCCAUUGCGUCUGUAGAGCGGUUUUCACCCACACGCAACCAGUGGGAGGUGGCUGCCCCGAUGCCGGCGCCUCGAAGAGAUUUUGGCUGCGUUGCGUUGGAAGGCUACAUCUACGUGGUUGGUGGAGCAGAUGGGCCGGUAGGCACGAGUCGCAAACUGACGUCCUGUGUUGCUUCUGUAUUUGUGUACGACAUGCGUGCCAACACGUGGAGUACGGGGCCUUCCUUGCCCGAGCCUCGACAAGGCUUGGCCUGCGCCGUACUUGAGAACCACCUCUAUGCCGUGGGUGGCAGCCGCGACGACGACGUUUUCAGUAGCAAACCCGCCAAGCGCAUGCGCCGCGUGGACAAGCUUCGGCUGGGCGCCGACCGCUGGACCUCGGCCGCGCCACUCACUUUUGCCCGCAGCCACUUGGGCAUGGGCAUGGUCUCUGCCGUCUGGAACCGCGACGCCACCACCCUAACCAAAACCCCUACUCGCCUGUUCCAGUAUGAGAUCAUUGGGCGCAAGCUCCCUAGCGCUCAGGAUCCCAAGCCUAAGCUCUACAAGAUGACCAUCUUUGCUCCCAACGAGGUCGUCGCCAAGAGCCGCUUCUGGUAUUUCCUGCCCCAGCUGAAGAAGAUGAAGAAGACCACCGGUCAGAUCGUCAACAUCCAGAAGAUGCACGAGACUCGUGAGGGUGUCGUCCGCAACUACGGCAUCUGGCUGCGCUACAACUCGCGCAGCGGCACCCACAACAUGUACCGCGAGUACCGUGAUGUGUCUCUGGCCAACGCCGUGAGCAAGAUGUACCGCGAGAUGGCUGGCCGUCACAGCUGCCGCGCUCACUCCAUCCAGAUCAUCCGCACCGAUGUUGUGGCUAGCUCUGAUAUUAAGCGCGAGCACAUCAAGCAGUUCCUCAACCCGGACAUCAAGUUCCCCCUGCCCCACCGCCGCAUCGCGUCGCAGUUCAAGUCGCGCUUCGUUGCCAAGCGCCCCACGACUUUCUUUGGUUAAAUUGGGCCUGCUGGCUGAGCCCGGCCUCCGCGCCGCCUUGGACCGUGGCGUUGCGGUUGUGCUCCUGGUUGACUUUACAAAUCGAGCCGUGGACUAUUCACAGCUUUCUCCGUCUCUACCUCUCUCUCUCUCUUUCUCACUCUUUCUCACUCGCUCAUCCAGAUUGGUUUGCCAUUUUAUUUCUUGUUUCUCUUGUGGAUAUGCCCACCACGUGUUUGAUCACUCAAGUCCACGCGACACGUCGAGGGGAGGAACAAUAUGCGAGCUCCUUUAGUUUUCGUUCCGCGUGUCCAUUAUGGCUGGUGUUGCUGCACUGUUUGUCCUGGGGCAGAGGAAGGAUUUGAAGAAAUAAAAGUGG